CGUGACGCGGGGUAUCGCUGGGCGUGGAGCGAUACAUGUUGCAUCGACCAGAGCAACAACUUUGAACUCCAAGAAUCGGUCAACUCCAUGUUCGUCUGGUAUCGCCACUCAGCGCUCACAAUCGUCUAUCUAGUAGAUGUUCUGCCUUCGUCAGAACCUGGGGCACUCGCAAAUAGUACUUGGAACACACGAGGGUGGACAGUGCAGGAAUUCCUCGCUCCUAACACCGUUCUCUUUCAUCGAGCAGAUUGGACCUUGUAUCUCGAUGAUCGCUCUCCCAAUCACAAGAUGUCUGUCGCUAUCAUGCAGGAGUUGGAGGACUCGACAGGCAUAGAUGCACAAGCCCUCAUUGCCUUCCGCCCGGACAUGAGAGGCGCCCGAGAGAAACUUCAAUGGGCAUCCAGCCGUGUCACGACUUUGCAAGAAGACAUUGCAUAUUCACUAUUCGGCAUCUUCCACAUCCACCUCCCUGUAAUCUACGGCGAGAAGAGACAAAACGCGCUCAGACGACUCUUGCAGGAGAUUAUUGCGCAUUCAGGCGACAUCACUCCCCUUGACUGGAUCGGAAAAUCAUCCGAGUUCAAUAGCUGUCUCCCAGCUGACAUCACAUCAUAUAAAACUCCACUGUGCAUGUUAUCAUCUUUGCCCGAAGAUGAGAUGAACAUGUCUGUCUCCAUGUUGCGAAAUACUGUGUCGGCGGAGUCGACUUCGAAAUUGUAUACCCUCCUUGACAACCUCAGUGCACCUCGUUUCGCACACUCCAGACUGCAGCUACCGUGUAUUGCAUUUCCCAUCACUGAACUGAGGCGGAGGCGUGAUCCAAACCUGGAGACAUGUUUCACUUAUGACGUCAAGGCAGAUGGUCUUCAAGACCUACUGAUCACUUCCGAAGACAAGCUGAUUCAGUUCUCGCCGACACGUCCCACUCAACAGACAUUUUUGCUUGUCCGUCCAUGGAAUCGUCAUGAUCUUGAGCUGCCUGACUUUGCGGAGCCCGAUUUUGCAGACGACGCACAGAGUGUGGACGAUUGGCCUGAGCCUGUGUCUCUAACAGACGGAUCUAUCCGUGGUUCUCUUGUAGACUCUAAUCUGGCUGAUUCGGAGGCUCGUUUGCGAGAGUUGAGGUUGGUUGUUCGCCUUGGACAGCCUUUUGGUGCGCUUUUGCUAGCGCAACAGCGUGGUGGGGAGUAUAAGAGAGUUGCUUCGGACCACCUUAUCAUUGCCAAGGUCAAGGACAUGGCUUCUAUUGAUGACACGAUGGACAUUGGGACGCUAGAGAUAUUGUAGUUGUGUGUACCUCCGAGCACGAAGAUUGCCAAUGCUACACUAGAUCAUUUUGCACGAUGCACGAUGUAAACAUGUACAUCUCCGAAUUCUGUCUCUUCAACUCCAG
Molecule: messenger RNA, 1393 nt
Organism: Suillus fuscotomentosus
Lineage: Eukaryota; Fungi; Basidiomycota; Agaricomycetes; Boletales; Suillaceae
Exons: 1
Coding region: 88-1287 (399 amino acids)
Source: RefSeq, a predicted model, not a curated record